UUUAGUGAUUUUUGAGGCUUGUGGACCUUGUAAAUUGCUCAUUUGAUACAGCACGAGUGAUGAAUAAGUGCAGAUCUUGAAAAUCAUAAUACAGAAUCGUAAAAGAGGCCAGAAAUUCCAUACCAGUGAAAUGUCAAGAGACCGGUUAGAUGGAAAAAAGUGUUCAAUAGACGAAUGAAACUGGUUUAACGUGAAUCAAGCAGUGAAAAAAAUAUAAGAAGUGAUCUCUAUUGGAACUACAAAGAGAUUUUUGUGUAUAUGUGAUGCACCAAAUGACUUUUGACACUUUCUAGUACUUUGUCGUAAUUUUCGUACUGAUGCAAUAUUAUUGAUUAAGUAAAAAUAAAAACACUGAUAUAUGUAUAUAGAAUAUAUAUACACCGGUUCUACGAAAGCGAGAUAAAUAUAGAAAAAUAAUUGAGAUCUUAGAGGAGGAGGGACCACUGGACAACCUCCACCAUGUUGCUGUACGCUCGCAAGAAGCUGAUCCGGGACGAGCGCGUGUUGCAACUGGUGCUCCUACUAAGUCUCCUUCGGGGGGAUCCUGACAGUCUUCUGUUCGGGCCCGGGGGUUCCGCCCCCUUGGCCGAUCUUCCCCAUGACCUCAUCCUGGGUCCGUCCUUGGGUCACGCCCGAUCCUCCUCUCCCCUUCUGGCGGGCGGGGACCUCCAUCCGAAGAGCAUGGACCGUAUGCUGGCUGACUACCAGCGGUCGGUGUUAGACGACCUCAACGCACUGGGUCGCUACACUGCGCCCUCACAUCACUCCCACGUCCAUGCCUACCUCCUGAACACCCACACGUCGCUGCCCUCGCCGCCCACCGCCGACACGCCCGACCACCACCACCAGGGGCCGGACUCCCCACCCACACAGCCCACUAACAUCUUGCCUGACCCACCCCCGCCGGAGUCCAAUCUCUCAGAGGACGAUGACCUCACGCCAGAGGACCUUGCCUUGAUUGAAGCCCUGUGGAAGCAAGAUGUUGACCUGGGAGUCCCUCGUGAAGUCUUCGAAGAGGAUGGUUUGGAGCCCCCAGUUGACUCCCAGACCAAGGACAAGGACCAUGGCAAGAAUCCCAAGAGUGAGACAAAGAUUGAUGAGAAGCCUGAUGAAAACCCAUGGAUGCAUUUCAACUUCACUAUCGACUCUGAGACUGGUGAGCACCUCCUCUCCACGGAAAGCCCCAUCAGCGGCGGUGACGUGACCCUCGACCCCGUGUCUCCCCUGUCGCCCCCCUCCUUCACCCUCAACGAGUCGGUGCCGGACUUCAACCUCGAGUUCAAUCUCGAUGAAGCACUCAAGCUUGUAGGGCUCAAUUCCUCGGAGACAGGAGAAGCAGUCUGGAAAUCUGUGGAGACAGAUAGCAGUUCUGAGGACUUCGCCAAAGGAUUCUCGGAGGAAGAGAAGGCCAGCGACGGAGGCGACUCCCUAGACGCGCUGAGCGACACCCUGGACGAAAUGAUCCAGGCUUCGCAGCUCAACCCGCACCACCCGCGAUCGUUACAGGUUUACUGA
Messenger RNA from Penaeus vannamei (Pacific white shrimp), 1515 nucleotides. Lineage: Eukaryota; Metazoa; Arthropoda; Malacostraca; Decapoda; Penaeidae. The record is from RefSeq and is a predicted model, not a curated record.